Molecule: messenger RNA, 3614 nt
Organism: Pteropus alecto (black flying fox)
Lineage: Eukaryota; Metazoa; Chordata; Mammalia; Chiroptera; Pteropodidae
Gene: ZBTB14
Product: zinc finger and BTB domain containing 14
Exons: 3
Coding region: 448-1797 (449 amino acids)
Biological process (GO): regulation of transcription by RNA polymerase II
Cellular component (GO): nucleus
Molecular function (GO): RNA polymerase II cis-regulatory region sequence-specific DNA binding; protein binding; DNA-binding transcription factor activity, RNA polymerase II-specific
Source: RefSeq, a predicted model, not a curated record
AUGUGUACUGCAAUAACUUUCUUUAUGUUUUUAAAAAUAUAUAAAAAUAUGUGCUCUCUAUAUGAACCUAGAGAAAAAUAGGGAAGGCUACAUAACCCGCAGGAAACGGGGCACUUUCUGGCUUGUUUUAUAUCUGUAUACCUAUCUUCUGUACAAAUAUGGACGUAUUUGUCUGUGAGGAGAAAUUCCUUGGUGGUUCUCCAGUGCGUCCUUCCAAUUCCCUGCACGCAGCCCCUCCCUGUCCCAGGUGCUACAGUCCUUACCUGUUCAUGUCUGUUCAGAGCUGGACCUGAUGCUGCCAGCCACCCUCCUCUUGGUUCCCAGUCUGAAAAUGGGUACAUGUGCAAGUGCCAGGAUGAGAAAGAAAGGACUGGCGUGCCCCUGAUCAGUUAUUCUGAUCUGAAGAAUUUGGUGUCUCAAGCAUUAAGACAAUAGCCUGAGUUGUUCAUGGAGUUUUUCAUCAGUAUGUCUGAAACCAUUAAAUAUAAUGACGAUGAUCAUAAAACUCUGUUUCUGAAAACACUAAACGAACAACGCCUGGAAGGAGAAUUUUGUGAUAUUGCUAUUGUGGUCGAAGAUGUGAAAUUCAGAGCACACAGAUGUGUUCUUGCCGCCUGCAGCACCUACUUUAAAAAGCUUUUUAAGAAGCUUGAGGUUGAUAGCUCUUCAGUAAUAGAAAUAGAUUUUCUUCGUUCUGACAUAUUUGAAGAGGUCCUGAACUACAUGUACACAGCAAAGAUUUCUGUGAAAAAAGAAGAUGUCAACUUAAUGAUGUCAUCAGGUCAGAUUCUUGGUAUCCGAUUUUUGGAUAAACUCUGUUCUCAGAAGCGUGAUGUAUCUAGUCCCGAUGAAAAUAAUGGCCAGUCAAAAAGUAAGUAUUGCCUCAAAAUAAAUCGCCCCAUUGGCGAUGCUGCUGACACUCAGGAUGAUGAUGUGGAGGAAAUUGGAGAUCAGGAUGACAGUCCAUCUGAUGACACUGUAGAAGGCACCCCACCGAGUCAGGAGGAUGGCAAGUCGCCUACGACGACGCUCAGGGUUCAAGAAGCGAUCUUGAAAGAGCUGGGGAGCGAGGAAGUUCGAAAAGUAAAUUGCUAUGGCCAGGAAGUAGAAUCCAUGGAAACCCCAGAAUCAAAAGAUUUGGGGUCCCAGACCCCUCAAGCCUUAACAUUUAAUGAUGGAAUGAGUGAGGUGAAGGAUGAACAGACACCAGGCUGGACAACAGCUGCCAGUGACAUGAAGUUUGAGUAUUUACUUUAUGGCCACCAUCGGGAGCAGAUUGCCUGUCAGGCAUGUGGUAAGACAUUUUCUGAUGAAGGCAGAUUGAGGAAGCAUGAAAAACUCCACACGGCCGACAGACCAUUUGUUUGUGAAAUGUGUACAAAAGGUUUUACCACACAGGCCCACCUGAAAGAACACCUAAAAAUCCACACAGGAUAUAAGCCCUACAGUUGUGAGGUGUGUGGAAAGUCAUUUAUUCGCGCCCCAGACCUAAAGAAGCACGAGAGAGUUCACAGUAAUGAAAGACCAUUUGCAUGCCAUAUGUGUGACAAAGCCUUUAAACACAAGUCUCACCUCAAAGAUCAUGAACGAAGACACAGAGGGGAAAAGCCUUUUGUGUGUGGCUCCUGCACCAAGGCAUUUGCCAAGGCAUCUGAUCUGAAAAGGCACGAGAACAAUAUGCACAGUGAAAGGAAGCAAGUUACUCCCAGUGCCAUCCAGAGUGAGACAGAACAGUUGCAGGCAGCAGCGAUGGCCGCGGAAGCAGAACAGCAGUUGGAAACAAUAGCCUGUAGCUAGAGGUGAUGGGACAGGAACACUUUGCCUGAGCCAUGGAGACUGAGAUUGCAUUGUUUGUAAUAAGUGGAACACCUGUCACUGUAUUUUUUGUGGAAACUUACGGAGCAUUGUACUCACUGGACUUAAGGCAGUGCUUGGUUAGGUAUUUUACAAACAUUUCAAGGAAAUAACGUUCCUUGUUCUGACCAAAAAGUUUCGCUGUCCUGUCUGGUGUCUAGUAUUAAUGUUGCCAGUAAGUUCUCCCUCCUCUUUUUAAAUGAUUUUGAGGACUCCUGUGUCCAGUUCAGAAGUAAGAGACUUCUAUUCCAUUUUUAAUUCCUCUCUACGCUUUCUGCACUGGUGAGUGCGCUGCACAGAGUGAUAAUUGAGUAAAUUGAUUUCCUAAUCAUCACAAUUAAAUGUGACUUAAAAGUACUUCAUGUAGAUGCAGACAAUACUGGUGGGUGGGUGGUCAAGGACACUGCAUAAAUAUGAAAACGAGGCCUGGAAAUGUAGAAUGGUCUUAGAUUUAUAUUUGGUUUGCUAAUUUUAUAUAUCACUGUUUUUCACGAUUUUUGUGGACAAAUAAUGGUUGCUUUGCUGAAGUGUUUCUUCAUCCAUUAUGAUUGCCCAUAGCUACCCCAAAAGAUGUGGUAACAAGUCCUGAAGGCUGAGCAAAUAGACAGGGAUGUUGGUGGUAUGGGGGCUGAGAUCUUUCAUUCCUCAAAUUUGGGGCAUUGCUACUCUGAAACAGAUGGGGUUUGUGGAAUGGACCAUUGGAAUAGGAUUAGAAGAGAGUGAAUAGGAGCCUGGCUCUCAGAGACAAGGUUUUCACAUUCGCAAUACCAAGAUUUCCUGGAUCACAGUAAUUCUUAAUUGAUUUUGAAAUUGGAUUUUUAUUUAGUAUUAGGACAAGAACGGGUAUGCUUCAGCAGAUACCUUUGUGUAACUUAACGGAAUAUCAUCAAGCUUCUGGGCUCUUUGCAGCACAUGAUUUAUCCAUAAAGGAGAUGCAAUAUCCUUUCUUAAAUUAAUACAUUUACAAUCUUUUAAGUGUGUAAAUAGUAUAGAAGUGUUGGUCUUACAUAUUUCAAGUAAAAGACAGCUGCACUUUUUUUUGCACAUUGGAUUAAAAUAACUUCCAUCAGCAAGAAACGUCAGUCUGUUUUUAACCAAUAUUAAAGAUUGUCAGACCAAAUGUUUAUGUUUUUGAAGUAUAUUUCAUCACCGGUUUCAGUUUUAAGUAGAAGUUGAUUGCUUUUCAUAGCCGUAAACAAUUAUAAAUGCUGUUCUAAUUUUGGUGCACAAAACUUUUUAAACCAUUUCUUUAGAAAUAUAUUGAAAAACCAACAAUAGUUUGAAUUAUGUUCUAUAAUAAAGCUUUGUCAACUAUUUAGAAUGUACAAUUUUAGAAAAAUGUUGAUUUUUUUAAAAUUUAUUUUUGGUUGCCAGGAUUUUUUUUUUUACAGAUACAUUAAAGUCAUUUCAUAGUUUGUUGCAUUAACACCUAUAAUUACUAUUGUGGGAGAAAUUUUAUUUUUUGUCUUGGUAUGUGUGUUAUGCCCAAGAUUGUAGGAUGAAGAUGCUACCUUUUUCAGAAACUUAUUGGUAAAAUGUUUAAUUUAGUUUAAAAUUAAUUUAAUUUCUUUUCUUAAAAGUUUAUUCCAUCCUAAAAGUAGUUCUGUUACUGUUUAUAUGCUGUCUACUAGGAGGGGAACUGGUUGAUGUUUCUAGGCUGUUUUAACCAAAGCAAAGGAAAAAUAAUUUAGCAUCUUAUUGAUAGCUACUUCAACAAACCAUUUUUUAGGCCAUCAUUUUUGUAUAAAAAAGAAGAUAUA